This is a messenger RNA of Punctularia strigosozonata HHB-11173 SS5, 1845 nucleotides long. RefSeq lists its product as uncharacterized. NCBI's taxonomy places the organism in Eukaryota, Fungi, Basidiomycota, Agaricomycetes, Corticiales, Punctulariaceae. The coding region runs from base 37 to 1659 and encodes 540 amino acids. The record is from RefSeq and is a predicted model, not a curated record. The transcript has 6 exons.
CUGCCAUAUGCCUGUGCUUUGUAUUGAUCGGCAGAUAUGCCCUCCCUCACGGAUUCUCUUGAUCGUAUAAACAAAGCCACGAACGCAAUCCACGAUGUGGUUUCAGGAACCAGCAGACCAAGCCGUAGCGCGGGUUGGUUCGCGCGGGCCGUACUGGAGACGCCGACCAACCUUCCCGAUCUGAUACGGGACAUAGACGACUCGGAGCUGGGGCUGUUUACGUUGAUCCCACCGGAUCCAGUGGCAGGAAGCAACGGGACUCGUCCAGAGAUAACGCGGAUGGCCCACCAUGCCGCCACGCCGUUGAGGAAACAGAAAUCAACUGUGCAGGCGAAGGCUCCAAAUCCGGAAAUCUUCGUAGAGGCUGCUCAACGACAGUUGGACAGAUACGACUCCAUACACCCAAUGCCUCAAGCAAAAGCUGCAGUGGAGUCCCUCAUGGAACGCGUUCAUUCUGUCAGGGAUCAGAUACGGCGACUAUCUAUGGAGCUUGAGCGGUCCGGAGAUCGAACGACCGACUCAGAUACGGACGAAGAUCACCGGGCAUCUGACCAAUCCCAAUACAGACGGGAGCAACAUCGUGUCGAGGAACUUCAGGGGAAGAUCGCCGAGGCCCGGGCCCGUAAAGAAGCUUUCCUGGAUAAACGUGCCACCUCGGCAGGCUCAAAGCCCAAACACCCUACGCCUCCUGUACAGGCGCCCAAUAGUAAAGAAGCAGAGUUCUGGAACAGCCCGGGUAUCGGCGAACGGACAAGGCAGUUCACCGGUGGUCUUUUGAUGGACGAAAGCGUCGACAUGAAUGCGGAUGACUUGACAAUGUCGGCCCUUGCGAGCCCCACACCUAUGAAACCUCCAGCUCGCAGCUUCGGGAGUCGAAGUCAUGCCGCCACGCCUACGCGUUCGGCGGCGAAUCCUACCAACAAGAACAGCGGUAUGGGAAUAGGUGCUGACCCGUCAACUCCGAUGGAAGCCGUAACGCUGGAAACUGGCGAGCCAGAGGGAGACCUUGGCGAUGUCCCGGAAGACGACAAAACGGUGGUCCUGCCCAAGCCUCCGGCGGCAGCAAGUCUCAAUUCACCUACCUCUCCGAGCGCUCCGGACGAUCCUGGACAUACUAGGGAACCCACUGCGCCUCCUACACCAACACCUCUUUCAAAAACCUUGAUCGAACGAGGUAUCAAGGUGACGCCAGGAAUAGAACGCAUCGUGGAGAAGAUAUGGUCCACUGUCGGAGAAAUCAUAUCGCCCGGCCAGCAGUACGAUGGGAGCGGUGCUGCCGCUGCGAAACCGCAGGCUAAGGACACGAUACGCCACCUCGAAAUCGUUUCGACACAAAUGCCCGCUCCGGGGUCGCCCGGCCCGUCAACUGCGUCCUCAUUCUCUGGCGUCGAGGCCGCUGAAGGCGGCGCGCCGACGUCUCAGCAAGUGUUGUUGGCACACCUGCUCUUGGCGCUGCUCAACUCGCCCACGCACUCAAUGCCCUUGAACUCGAUCAAGGAGCUGAUGGCCGACAAGGCGACUGGCAUCGGCAGCGAUGAUGGACUUGGCCUCGGGAUCGGCGGAGGAGCGAUGAAGGCGUAUUAUACGUGCGUUGCGAAGAGGUUGCUGAAGGUGGACCGGUCCAGCCGCGAGCAGGUGGUGAAAUUCAACGCCCUAUGACAGUUGGGAGGGACAAUCCAAGGACAGGGAUUACUAAUCUAUGCCUAUCCUUAUACAUGCGUAUUUCAUGACUCAACCGCGUCGUGGAAGGCGGUGGUCGCGCUGAUUGUGCAGUGACGGUGAAGGGCCAGCCUUGUUCGACAUUCUCGCUGUUGCAUCCAAUGAAGAACGACUCUGGAAGUGUUU